CACUAAACACCUGUGCCAUUUCCUAUCUCCGAUCAUUGCUGCGAAUCCUCGCGUACAUUUAGACGUAGUUCCGUCAAGGCGCUAGCUCGCCUCUUUCGCGAUAUCGUCUAUGAUGAUCUUUCCUGCGACACUGCACGCAAAUACUCAACCUAUUUGACUGCUGAUUCCCCCGGCCACCAAUUCCCUACUCAUGGAAAAUCUGCCACCUGGUUGAAAUGAAGAAACCAGCUGGACCACUGGACGUGCAUUGCCGAACUGCGAGGUUCGAUGAGAACACAAAUGUCAGUCAUGCAGCGAGCCAUGACGAUACUCGUGCCGAAAGCAACACGAAAUCGGCGGAUGCUACUGCCAGCAAUGAAGUCAGCGAUAGCGAGGAAUUGACUUACCCGGAAGGCGGCGUGGAGGGAUGGGGCGUGGUGCUCGGUUCAUUCUGCGCGAUGGUGUCAGUUUUCGGUCUGCCAAACACAGCCGCAGUCUUUUAGUCUUACUUCUCCAAGCAUCAACUUCGAGAGUACACGCCUUCUCAGAUUGGCUGGAUCUUCUCCACUUACCUGUUUGUUACCUACCUGUUUGGCAUUUUAGCAGGGCCCAUAUUCGACAAACAUGGACAUCGUAUUCUAGUUGCUUUUGGAAGCAUCAUCACGAUCAGCAGUCUCGUUAUCUUGAGCUUCUGCGACACUUACUAUCAACUAAUGCUGACCUUCUCGGUCCUGGCUGGUCUCGGUGCGUCUUUGCUGAAUACCCCAGCGUUUGCUAUCAUCGGGCACUGGUUCAACAGUAGACGGGGUCUAGCCAUGGGAAUUGCAGCAACGGGCGGCUCGAUCGGGGGCAUCGUCUUCCCCCUUAUUUUACAGGUAGCUUUGCCAAAGCUUGGGUUCGCUUGGAGCACGCGCCUCCUGGCUUUGUCGUACCUGGUACUUGCGAUCCCUACCAACUUAUUUCUACGAACGCGACAGCCUCCCAGCAAAGCUUUC
Colletotrichum godetiae is the source of this 974-nucleotide messenger RNA. RefSeq lists its product as uncharacterized. Bases 407 to 781 code for a protein of 124 amino acids. The record is from RefSeq and is a predicted model, not a curated record. NCBI's taxonomy places the organism in Eukaryota, Fungi, Ascomycota, Sordariomycetes, Glomerellales, Glomerellaceae. The transcript has 2 exons.